ACAAGAAACAUUAUCUGGUUUCCGAAUAUGCGGUUACGCUAAUAAUGCCUUCCUUGCUCUUCUACAUGUGAAAGAUUUUACUCUUUUAAUCUUGUGUGAAUUUCAUAGGUCUAAAUACAAACAAAGGCUUAUGAAGAGCUACUUUGAAACCAUUUUUAUAUAUUUACAUAAAUUCAUUUCAGUUCUACUGCAUAGAGGUAAAAUAAUACUUGUUAAAUGAGACCAAAUCAUCUAAUUUUAGCACACAAAAAUUGCUUUGCAUUUCACUUAGGUAAAAUACGCAAGCGACUAGAUUCUAGGCAACUAAGGCUUGCGCCUUCUUAUCUAAAUAAAUUAAUAAGUGUUUUAAUAACGUAAAUAUGUAGAUAUGCCACAAGACAUAGUGCGCUCAUAUGUAAGAAUUUUAUUACAAAAAUGGAUAAAUUUGAAAAAAAGAAAUAUGAAUAAAACGAUCGUCAGGCUUUUGAACCAAAAUAUCACUCCAUAAUCUGUCCAAAUUUUUCAUUAGCGCUUUAAGCGCCAGCAAGAAAAUUUAACAGCUGAUAUGUUGUCUUGUAAAAUUUUCUUUAUCUAUGAAGUAGUAAAAAUGCGUUUUACGCAAUUUAUGUGCCUACGUUUAAAUCAAGCUAGUUUUUUAGAUAUAAAACAACAACAAUUCGUUCCUAAACAUCAACCUGUCUUGGAAAGAGAUGUUAAACGUUUAGAAUCCUUUCUGUUAAGUAAGCCAAAUAUAGUAGUUUUAACAGGUGCUGGCAUCUCAACAGAAUCAGGUAUACCCGAUUAUCGCUCAGAAGGUGUUGGGUUGUACGCCCGCUCCAACCAUAAACCCAUACAACAUUCAGAAUUUCUGCGUUCAAGUGAUAUUAGGAAACGUUAUUGGGCACGUAAUUUUGUCGGCUGGCCUCGAUUCUCCGCUACAGAGCCUAAUAGCACGCACUACGCUUUGGCUCGUUUUGAGCGCGAAGGCCGCAUACAGUCUUUAGUGACUCAAAACGUAGAUCGUCUUCAUACUAAAGCUGGCAGCAAAAAUGUUAUCGAACUACAUGGUUCAGGUUAUACGGUGCAGUGUCUAUCGUGUAAUUAUAACAUAGGACGGCAUGACUUUCAAGCCAUCCUUAACAGUCUUAAUCCAGAAUUUAAAAAUGCGCCAAAUAUGGUAAGGCCAGAUGGCGACGUUGAAAUACCAGCGGAUUACAUAAAGAAGUUUCGAAUACCUACAUGCCCGGAAUGCAGGGGUUAUCUUAAACCAGAAAUUGUAUUUUUCGGCGAUAACGUGCCCAAAGAUCGUCUUGAUCGUAUCGCCGAAAUGAUUUAUACUAGUGAUGGUUUAUUAGUCUUAGGCUCCAGUUUAUUGGUCUUUUCUGGAUAUCGUAUGGUUUUGCAAACCAAAGACUUAAAUUUACCCGUAGCAAUUGUAAAUAUAGGUGAAACACGGGGUGAUCAUUUAGCUGAUAUUAAGCUGGCGGCCAAAUGUGGCGAUGUUGUCCCUAAAUUAUUUGAUUUCAAAAAAUAACCAUACAAGUGUUUUAAAUACUAAAAACUAAAUCAAAUGUGAUAUUUAACUGAAAUUAUUGUUGAAACAAAAAAAAGUUAGUGAAAUAUUCUUACUUACAAU
Molecule: messenger RNA, 1615 nt
Organism: Glossina fuscipes
Lineage: Eukaryota; Metazoa; Arthropoda; Insecta; Diptera; Glossinidae
Gene: Sirt4
Product: NAD-dependent protein deacylase Sirt4
Exons: 2
Coding region: 545-1513 (322 amino acids)
Molecular function (GO): NAD-dependent protein lysine deacetylase activity; NAD+ binding
Source: RefSeq, a predicted model, not a curated record